This is a messenger RNA of Bipolaris victoriae FI3, 198 nucleotides long. RefSeq lists its product as hypothetical. The record is from RefSeq and is a predicted model, not a curated record. Lineage: Eukaryota; Fungi; Ascomycota; Dothideomycetes; Pleosporales; Pleosporaceae. The transcript is spliced from 2 exons. Bases 1 to 198 code for a protein of 65 amino acids.
AUGAAUUUCACCACUCUCGUCACUAUCUUUCUUACUGCAGCUACUGCUUCUGCUCUCGUGAUCGAUAGUAACAUCGAAGUAGGCCAGCACCUGGAUAAGCGUGCGACUUGCAUUGAGUGCCCCGGUGGUGGAACAGCUUGCUGCAAAGGCGCAGGUUCAGGCGGCUGUGUGCCGACAUGUGCCAGCAUGUUUUAUUAA